GAUCCUGAAAGUGAUGAAAUUUAAGGAAAAAUAAUUAGGAAAGUAAUGGUCGUGAAAAAAAAAUUAAACCAUGAUUUACAAGUAACAAUUAAAAGAGACUGCCGUUAAGAAAGCUGACAGGUGGACAUUACUACCGCUUUAAACGGUCUUUUUUUGUCCUUUUUGACAAUAUAUUAGUAACGAAGAAUAAGAAUAAGAAGAACCAUAGACACCACAAAAAAAGAUAAUAGUUGACCACUUCCAAAACUGCGUUGUUUAAAGAAUUACCACCAAUAAUAGCUCUAUCUAAUAACAGUCUCUGCCCAAAAUAGUAGCGCAGUAGCCAACCACACAAAAUGCAGGAUAAGGGAACCCGUAGAUUUUUCCACGGACCAAUAACCAGUUCUAAAUAAUGGUGCAAUAAUUUCCAAAAUUGAAAGGUAUGUGCCAUAAUGUUCUCUAUAUAAAAUAGGUUUUCAAUAUAAAUAUUGAGCUCCAGUAACUUAUUAACACUUAUUUGCAUAUAAUGUAAAAAAGAAUAUUUCGCAACACUUUUGUUAAUUGACUACAUAUUCGUCGUAAAAAAUAAUUUUGCUAAUUUAUAAAAAAAGUAAAAGAAAUAAUUUAAAGAGUUAAGGGAAAAAAGAUCCGUGUUUCAAAUUUACACUUACAGUACUGUGAAAAGGUUUGUUAACAUCGUGUUCGUGUAACGAGCGUGGUGCACACGAACCACGAUAAAAUCGUGGUCUUCGUGUAUAAGAAAUAUUCAAACAUUCUAUCGUGGCCACCACGCUAAUAUAAUUAUCUCCACGAAGGAUCGUGUGUCCCACGAUCUUUUUCGCGAGCUCCACGAUUUAUAUAGAUUUAAUUUUUUUUCUUUUCAAAAGCGUCGGUAAUUUGUUUUAUUGAGUUUAACGAACGGACGCAAAUAAAUGUUUUGUACGAAAUGUUAUUUUGUAAAGAAAAGUUAAAUUUGUCUGACCAUAAUUUAAUUUCAGUUUUUAAAACUUUAAUAACGCCCGUCUCAAACACAUCUCAUUGUUUUGCCGAUAUUUUUUUGCCAAAAGAACUCUGUUCAAGAAAACGUUGAACCGAAAAUAUAUGCAAAAUAUUUAACAGUCAUUAAAUUAAAGUAGAUUUUAAAAGCGUAUUUGGUCAUCGAGUUUUUCUUUCUUUUAUGUCUUAUCUAUUUUGCCGAUGUAUCUUUCUCUAAUUUUGUCGGCGUCUUUAAAAGUCAGGUGAGCAAUUAGUUUCUCUUUGAAAAAAAAAAGUUAAAUAUGGAUGCUCUGUUUGGCGAAACCAUUUAUACAAUUUACAAAUCAAGACAUGGUGCUUCCAAAAUAUUUCAGACAGCGAAUAAUAAAUCUUAAACAAAAAAGAAUGACCUAUACGCAGAUUAGCAAAAUUAUUGAAGAGGAAGAUGGCAAAAAGAUUUCACGGCAAACAAUAUCAAAAAUUGUUCAAAGAUUUAAUGAAACGAAAUCGCUAGCGCCAAAACGAAAGAGUGGUCGAAAAAGAAAACUUACAUUAGAUCAUCAUAAUUUUAUUGACAAAUGCUAUGAAAACAACGAUGAACUAACUUCAGUUGAUGUUCAAAAACUUGUUAAAAGUGAAUUUCAGCUUGACGUCUCGUCAUCAUGCAUUCGACAAGCAAGACAAAAAAUAGGCUGGACCCUAACUGGUCCCCGCUAUUGCCAGUUGGUGCGUGUACCGAAUCAAGUGUUAAGACUGGAGUUUUGUCAGAAACUUCUUCGGACCAAUGAGCAGUUCGAAGACGUAAUCUUCACCGAUGAAUCAACCAUAAUGAUGGAUAAUCACGGAAAAAUAUGUUUCCGUAAAAAAGGCCGUCUUCCAAACUUAAAACCCACUGCAAAACAUCCUUACAAAAUACAUGUAUGGGCGGGUAUAUCAAAAAGGGGGCCUACGGAUAUCUUAUUAUUCACUGGAAUAAUGAGAAAAGAAUUCUAUGCUGAUGAAAUUUUACAAAAAGGAUUGCUGCCAUUUAUUCAAAGAGUUUACCCUGAUAGACAUCGUUUUCAACAAAAUAACGACCCUAAACACAAAAGUAAGAUCUUUUUAAUUAUUCACUCUGAUGAGAACUUCGUUAUAAAUCAAAUAUACAUGUAUUUUACAAAUAAUUUUGCAAGGAUGCCAUUAACGAGUUCGGAAGACGAAUGA
This is a messenger RNA of Hydractinia symbiolongicarpus, 2157 nucleotides long. RefSeq lists its product as uncharacterized. Gene Ontology annotation, biological process: regulation of DNA-templated transcription. NCBI's taxonomy places the organism in Eukaryota, Metazoa, Cnidaria, Hydrozoa, Anthoathecata, Hydractiniidae. Gene Ontology annotation, molecular function: DNA binding. The coding region runs from base 1261 to 2157 and encodes 298 amino acids. The transcript is spliced from 2 exons. The record is from RefSeq and is a predicted model, not a curated record.